AUGAGGAUUCCUGCCGAGAAACUCAAGGUACACUUUGAAGACUUGUUGGCCCGCGGAACGACCUUGGAAGAGAUCCGAGCGUAUGUUCUCCUUCGACAGUCGACAUUGUCUCCGGAGGAUCGCAAGAAGAUCGUGCUUGACCAGGGUGGGCAGCUCAAGUACGCUGAGGUCACCAAGGUAUUUCGCCUUUUGGGCAGCCGAUUCUUUCAGGAUCUUCAAGGCUCCAAGGUCACAAAGACCAAAGUUUACGAUGCUCACCUGACCGAAUGUGACAGCGAACCGGCCUUUGCUGCCUCUCAAGAGUUGGAAUCCGGGGUAUCGCAUCCGGCAUCUUCGACGGAAGCACUCACAUUCUUGACUGCGUUGGACGAUCCAGAUCUUGAAGGAGAGUUUAUUGAAGCCAUGAUCGCCCAGAACGAUGAGGACGCACAAGCAGUACAACAGUUCGAACAUGAACUGGAAGAGACCAAGCCGGACAUUGAAUCCAGCCGAUCCCGCGAUGCCACGAUGAACAAUAGCUUCAUCGCUCAGGCACCUGGCCUUUCCGAAGCAUCCUGGGAAGUUUUGGAAGACGAGGAGAUUUUGGCUCAGUCUCUGCGCCAAGCCAUUCAGCAGCGGCAAAAGCAGGCAGCCAUGACAGGGAUGCCGACAAGUCGUCCGUCUCAGGCCGCAGCCGCGUCAUCCAGUCCACCAACGACCUCAGGCCUUUCAGAUCCUGUGAACCAAGCUGUACAGAUCGAACAGACUCCGACGACCACGAAGACCCCAUUGCCCCCAGCACUGGCCUGGGGCACCAAGGUCAUCAACUGGGGCAAAAAGCACAAGGGUCGUCACAUGUACAGCAAUGUCAGGAUUGAAGACCCAGGAUAUGUUCAAUGGCUGAUUCAGAGAUUCGGAAGCCUGAUUCCGGAGCAAAAGGACUACGUAUCGUACGUCCGAGCCAUGACCACCUGGGAUCAGCAAGGUCUUCUCAACCUUCGCGAGAUCCUGCCUUGA
This is a messenger RNA of Durusdinium trenchii, 996 nucleotides long. The record is from the annotation of a GenBank genome assembly. Lineage: Eukaryota; Dinophyceae; Suessiales; Symbiodiniaceae.